CUAGUGCUGGUGUAUGUAUGCACAUAGACGAUCUUGAGGCCGUCGCUUCCUGUUGUGCCCCUUCCUGGCUGUACCAUAUCUGCAAGUAGCAACCAUGGCGUCAGGCCUCCCGGGUGUCGUCCUCUUGGCCUUACUAUGUGCCGUUCUGGCCGCCUGCGUAUCGGCGGACAGUAGACACUGCCUGGCCUACACAGACAACAAUGGCCAUUAUCAUCCAUACGAGCAAUGUUACCUAGGAUUCUGCUGUGGUAACUGCCAGUCCAAACGGUGCUGUAGGGAUACCUUUCUUCGAUUUACAGAGGAUAGCCAAGAAGAAUGUGAAUAUGUCUCAUUCAUGGACACCACCCCGAUGUUGGGUUCUGUGAUUGGUGGUGUCAUCUUUAUGGUGGUGGUGCUCAUAAGCUGCUGUGUGUGUCCCUGCUGUUGCCUGUACAAGAUAUGCCGCAAGCCGCGACCGGUAAUCGCAACUUCCACUCACACCACCGUCGUGACUAACACCCCCCAGCAUUACCCCCAGCAACCCGUAAUGUCGCCCGGGCAACCACAAGCCUACCCGGCGGCCCCUUAUCCAGCGUACCAGCCUGUACCCGUGCAGACGGGAUAUGGCCAGCCCAUGCCACCUCAGGGAUACCCGCAACAUCCCAUGCCCGCUAUCCCUCCCCCAGGACAGCAUUACACACCGGGACCGCCGCCAACUUAUAUAGAAGCCACCGGCCCGGCCUACCCUCCCAACCCGAUGCCUUACAGCCAGGCUGCCUUCACCCCCGGCCAGCCGUCUUACCCUCUGCAGCCCCCUGCGCAGCCUCCUGUGCAGCCCCCUAUGCAGCCCCAGGCCAAUGCCCCAGCAGCCCAAGUAGACUACCUGAAUCAGCCGGCGUACAACCCAGAUUUUAUCUCUCCACCACCCAAGAUGGGUUAACGGCCUCGUCGAGCUUGCUGCAACAUCCUCAAAAGAAUUUUUACUGUUUUUCGAGUUCAUCAUCCACCCGAUACAAUUAUGCACAAGAGGUUCGUGCAUGCCUUUUUGGGAAUUGAUGUUUGCCUUGCAGUUCUCAGGAAGCAAGUCCGGAUUUCUUUUUUCUUUUUUUUCUUUUUUUUUUUUUUUCUUGAA
Molecule: messenger RNA, 1111 nt
Organism: Syngnathus typhle (broad-nosed pipefish)
Lineage: Eukaryota; Metazoa; Chordata; Actinopteri; Syngnathiformes; Syngnathidae
Product: protein shisa-4-like
Exons: 5
Coding region: 95-919 (274 amino acids)
Source: RefSeq, a predicted model, not a curated record